CUGCCUUUCUGUCCAAACUGGAUAGAAUUGCCAGAAAUCGUCAGAACGGAUGUCGGUACGUUUACGGAGCUGGACAAGUGCCGCUUAGAAUUUUUGGAAGGUAUCCCAGUUGGUGUUGCGAUAGCCGAUCUUCACGGGUCGAUCAUAUCCGUCCGUGGACACUACGAAGGAGCUGAUCAUGCUUGUAAGUUAGGAUUUUGUUUACUGCUGAGCCUGCCUUUCUGUCCAAACUGGAUAGAAUUGCCAGAAAUCGUCAGAACGGAUGUCGGUACGUUUACGGAGCUGGACAAGUGCCGCUUAGAAUUUUUGGAAGGUAUCCCAGUUGGUGUUGCGAUAGCCGAUCUUCACGGGUCGAUCAUAUCCGUCCGUGGACACUACGAAGGAGCUGAUCAUGCUUGUAAGUUACGGAUUUUGUUUGCUGAGCGUCAGAAAUAUUACCUAACGACGGGCGAUGUGAAGGUUUCUUCGCAACUGGAGCACAACUCACCAAUUUGUGUUCCUGAGAUAAAAUCGCUGUUUACCGCAGAACGAGGCUCAGUGGAUACUGGAGUGGAGAUACGUGGUCUCAAGUCGGAUACGUCUUUAAUACAGGUGAAAUUGAAAGAGGUUUGCAAACCACGAUGUGCAAGUUUGCUGCGUACCGUGCCAUAUGCGUCGCAAAGGAGGCGAAGCGGUCGCUAA
Messenger RNA from Ostertagia ostertagi, 681 nucleotides. The record is from the annotation of a GenBank genome assembly. NCBI's taxonomy places the organism in Eukaryota, Metazoa, Nematoda, Chromadorea, Rhabditida, Trichostrongylidae.